Messenger RNA from Salvelinus sp. IW2-2015, 2626 nucleotides. Lineage: Eukaryota; Metazoa; Chordata; Actinopteri; Salmoniformes; Salmonidae. The record is from RefSeq and is a predicted model, not a curated record.
AUGCAUGACUUCCAGGGGCGUCCCAAGCGUCACGGUGGGGACUUCCUGCUGGCCCGGCUGCAUUCCCAGAGUUGGGGAGGUGUUGCAGGACAGGUGCUGGACCACCGGAAUGGGCUCUACUCAGCCGUGUUCCCGUUACUAUGGGAGGGGUCUGUACGGGUAGAGGUGACACUGGUCCAUCCUAGUGAGGCAGUUGCUGUGCUGCGUCGGUUACGAGAGGAACAUCCCGACCGCGUCUUCUUCAAGAGUCUGUUCCGCUCUGGAUUCUUGUCUGAGACCACCGUGUGCAACCUGUGCCUGCCAACCACCCGGCAGCCGCUGUGCAAUUACACGGACCCCACACAGUGGGUAAACAUCAAAGUCCGUGUUCAUGCUUCCGGGUCUGACAGUGUCAUUGUGCAGCCUGAGAAGAAAGACAAACCAGAGAUGGAGAGCAGCAGUGUGAGAGCGGAGCCUAUCAGGGUCACUCCCUCUGGGUAUUACUUCCAAGGGUCAUGGCGGGCACUGGGUGGUGUCGCAAUGCAUCAGUUUAACGACUCCUCUGCCAUUACUCAGUGUCUGAAGGGCAAGGUGGUGUACAUGUAUGGAGAUUCCACUGCUAGACAGUGGUUCGAGUACCUCAACGCCUUUGUCCCAGAGCUGAAGGAGUUCAACCUUCACAGUCCUAGGAAUGUGGGGCCCUUCAUGGCAGUGGACAGCACCCACAACAUCCUGCUGAGGUACCGCUGUCAUGGUCCUCCAAUACGCUUCUCCACUGUUAUUGCCAGUGAGAUGCGCUAUGUAGCUAACGAGCUGGACGGCCUGGCGGGAGGCCCAGAUACCGUGGUGGUCCUCAGCGUUUGGGCCCAUUUUAGCACCUUCCCUGUAGAGGUCUACAUACGCAGACUACGCCACAUUCGACGGGCAGUGGUGCAGCUUUUGGACCGUGCCCCGGGGACCCUGAUAGUGGUACGUUCAGCCAACCUCCAAGCCCUGGACCCGGAGGUGAGCCUGUACAAUAGUGACUGGUUCUCCGUACAGCUGGACGGGGUGCUCAGGGCCAUGUUCAGGGGUCUGGAUGUCUUGCUGGUGGAUGCCUGGGAGAUGACCCUUGCUCACCACCUCCCCCAUGCUCUCCACCCUCCUCCAGUCAUUGUCAAGAACAUGAUUGACACGUUMCUCUCUUACGUAUGCCCAGAGAAGAGCUAGCCCGAGAAAGGAAAAGAGUAUGGAAGAUUAAAAAUUAGUGUGAGAUGGUGAGUGUGGCUAUGUUUACAAGAGUUACUUAUKGUGUAAUCACAAAGCUCACCUGUUUACUGCGAGCAUGGCCUGAUGUAGCCUAAGCCCUAUCUGCUGUGUACCUGCUUCCUGUAUAUGGGAUCCGCUGUUGUGAAGUGACCUAGUGUUUUUAUCAACCAUCUCACACUCACAAAUAAACCAGGAGAGAUGGGGAGAUAAACAACGGGACUGAUUGAAUCAGUCAACWAUGAACAGAUUACUGAUUUUGACCCCACCUGCUGUAUUUAAAGUUGAAUGGCCAACAGUUCAAAYGGUUCUUGUUUCAAAGGGUUAUCUUAAGAAGUGUGUGAAAAGGUUUAUGCAAUAGUUUCUGACAUUCAGUGUUUGUUUUAUGGGAAACAGCCAUGUUAUUGAAUUGUGACUCACAGAUUGUUUAAAAAAACAAAACAGAUUUCAACUAACUCUGUUCAAUACACUUUUGCAAAACUUGAAUGGAAUAUCGGCUGCCAUAGAGUGCAAUAAGUAAAUGUAGGCUACUGCAGUGCAGUAGGGAAGAUUGAGAGUGGAAAAUGCAGUAUAACAAAUGCAUGGAAAAUGACACAUUUGCCAAAUCCUGUACUUUAGACUUGCAUUAAUGAUGUUCUCACUCUAAAUAUCAAAUAUGUUUGGUUAUACAAAAACAGGAGCAAAGUGUCAAAGGUAUUUUGACAAAAGUAAAUAUGAGGAAAAUAAUACCAAACAAUGGGUUUAUGGUUACAAACCUCAAUGUGAAUCCAGCUCUGUCAUGUCAAAUAAAUCRGUUUGGUUUAGUGUGGGCCUCUAGGAAAUGCCCAAGGCAUGUCGCCACGAUUUAGCCUAKAACCUAACAGAUUAAUAUUUGUUAACUCAGUUCUGUACCAAAUCAUGUGCUUUCCUAUGUAUUCCAUAUCCAAGGAUGUUCAAAAACGUAACCCUUGAGGACUUUGUCUGCUGGUUUUUGUCAUCCAUCAAGAAGUUUACAAGCCUGAAUCAGAUGCUGAUGGAAACGGCAAGGCCAGCAYACAGUCUUCCUCCUGGCCUGGCUUUAUUCUUCUUAUCCAGUGUUAUUUUUCAAGUACUUCUGCAACAGUUUACAUCAAAAUGUGACAUUAUUUAAAUAUAGGAAUAACUUUUAUCAUGUUACUGUUUACCCUUUUUGAGACUGCCUAACAAGAGUCUUAAGUGAUGCCAUUUUGUAGCUAACGGUUACAGCAGUAUUAUUGCCUAUGCCGUGUACCACAGCUGGAAUGCUUUAACAUGUUACCGUUUGCCAAGCUUCGCUAUUGCCAAGUGUUACCUCACUUUCUACCAGUUACCAUAACAGUGUUAACUUGCCACAAUUCAAAUAUAUCUCCCAUUGAACAAUUGCAAUAAAGUGAUUGGUGAUUUA